GAUAAACACAAAAACAGACGCCAUUUUUUUGGAGGGGGUAAAACAUUUUCAGAAGUGUUCCCACUUAAGAAAACAGAAAUGGAGAAAUCGGAGCCGUGGCACAACAAGGAAACGAAGACGCUCAUCGGUAUCUGGUCGGAGGAUGAGGUGCAGAGGGAGCUGGAGGGAACCGUCCGGAAUCAGAAAGUCUUCCAGAAGAUCUCGCAGCGCAUGUGGGACCUGGGCUACAACCGCAGCCCGGAUCGGUGUCGAGUCAAAAUCAAAAAGCUGAAACAGGAUUACAGGAGACUGAAUGAGUACAACAAGAGGAACGGGGCGAAGCGGAAAACUAACCAGUGGUACGAAGCGCUAGACGCGGUUCUGGGACGCGGCAGGGCGGAGAGCACCGACAGGAGCGCCGCAGCCGAGUCCUCCAGCUCACUGCUCCACUCUGUCAUCAGCUGCAACGGGCUGCAGGGCGACAGUGACGAUGUUCUGUCAGUGUGCCUUGAUCACGCAGAAGACAGGAGCAGAAGCAGGAUCGGUUCUCCUAUACUUCCAGUAACGUUACCCCUGUCUCCAGGACUGUCCUCUCCUGCGUCCAGCAACGUUACAGCCGAGGAACCUCGACCCACCAUCCCCCGUAUCAGAGGAAAAAGGAGGCAAGGUCAUUCGAACCACAUCGACGCGAUGAGAGAGAUCUUUCUUAUGGCAGAGGAUCGUGAGGACAGGCGGCAACGAGUUCAGCAGGAGUUUGAAGAAAGGCGACUGCAAGUCCUGCAGGAGUUGGAACACUCAGCUGGGAUUCGGGAGGCAGAGUUGAUUAACACACUGGCACAGUUUAACCAAGGACUUCUCAGCGUUAUGGGGCAGCUGGUAUCUGCCAUGGCCGGCAACCACCACCCCCAACCCCAACCUUAAAACAUUUCACAUUGUUCUCUCUGGAUUGUGACGCAGAGACAAUUGUUCAAUUCAUUUUAUAAUAAAAAAGGAAAAAACUCUUUUCGGUA
Messenger RNA from Silurus meridionalis, 989 nucleotides. RefSeq names its product myb/SANT-like DNA-binding domain-containing protein 2. The coding region runs from base 79 to 900 and encodes 273 amino acids. NCBI's taxonomy places the organism in Eukaryota, Metazoa, Chordata, Actinopteri, Siluriformes, Siluridae. Gene Ontology annotation, biological process: positive regulation of DNA-templated transcription. Gene Ontology annotation, cellular component: nuclear body. The transcript has 3 exons. The record is from RefSeq and is a predicted model, not a curated record.